This is a messenger RNA of Tribolium castaneum (red flour beetle), 6214 nucleotides long. It is a transcript of the gene axo, whose product is annotated as axotactin. Bases 442 to 6150 code for a protein of 1902 amino acids. Gene Ontology annotation, molecular function: serine-type endopeptidase inhibitor activity. NCBI's taxonomy places the organism in Eukaryota, Metazoa, Arthropoda, Insecta, Coleoptera, Tenebrionidae. The record is from RefSeq and is a predicted model, not a curated record. The transcript is spliced from 21 exons.
GUAGAGCUCCGUCAGUCUUUCGGCGUUUUGUUCGCUAGCAGGUUGAUAAUCCUGCCGCCUCCUCGUGCGCGCCAGCCUUGUCAGACUUUGAAAAAUUGUAACGUUUCCCAUUAUCAAUAUUGUGUAAACAAACUACAUAUCACGAUAGUAAUUAAGUUUGUUAUUUUUUUCACCAGUUAUCUAAUAAUGGAAGAGUAGUGUUGGCUUGUGUACAACUGAGGCGAUAUGAGCACGAAAAAGUAUUAAUUGUUUCGGUGGUGAUUUAAAUAAUUAGUGUUAGGAACCAAAAUGGUAUGCAUUCAAAUUCGGUUUAGUAGAUAACUGCUCUAUGAAUCAAGCCACAGACAAUCUUGUGAUUAUUUUAUAAGUGGCUAAUUCGCCACAACAGGAGAACGCCUUCGAAUUAUUUCUUUACGUCAUCGGACUUCCGGCGAGGGCAAAAUGUGGCUCUAUUUAGUCAACUUCAGCGUAACUCUAAUAGUAGUACUGGGUCGUUUAGACCGAGAUAUCGGACACCCUUGUCCAGGACCGCCCGAUAAAGGUCCUUGCAACAGAGCCCUUUACAAAUGGGCGUACGACCAUGAUAAAAAUAAAUGCGUAUUAUUUGCAUGGGGAGGCUGUGCUGGUAACAAUAAAAAUAGGUUCAAUACGGAAAUACAAUGUAUACGAAAGUGUAUUUCACUGAAAUACCGUUCCUUCAUCUCGGGGAAUUACACGGUACCAAAAGAAAAGCGCGGCCCCGAACUGACCUUCCAGGAAACGGGGAACGAGAACACGUUCAUGUUCGCCCAAUCGAACACUUUUAUUCAAAUCGACGGUGACAUAAUCCAAACUUUUCAAUUACGGCUGUGUCGGCAGAUUUCUUUCCAGUUUAGGACCAGACUCCCACAUGGGCUCUUAGUCUACCACAAUGUUAAAGUCCCAGCGGGCGUUUCCUUGCAGCCCUAUGCCCUCUACAUCAUCGUGGAACAGGGCCAGCUUAAGGUCGUCCACGUCUACGGCAAACACCUAACAGCACUGACCGUCGGUCGUGGACUCAACAGAGACGAGUGGCAUUCAGUGACUGUCAGAAUAGACGUGCACGGGGCCCGUCUGAUGGCCACUGUGGACGACCAGAAGGAAGAAACCAACCUCCGGGGCCUCGACAAAGAAAACAACUACGGGGUUUCCGCAAACGUUACCUCGGUGAUUCUCAUCGGCGGACUCAGCUCAGAGGAGCGUCUGCAUGGUGUUAAAUACAUAAUUGAGUCGUUUGUUGGCUGUAUUAAGGACGUGGUGCUGAGCACAGGCAAAUCAGCUUCCGAUCUUUUGACCAUAAGUCCGCUAAUUGCGACCAAGCACGAAAAUGUGCAAGAAGGGUGCAUCGACAAGUGCAAAACCACAGAGAAUUUGUGCUUCCGGGGCUCCCGGUGCAUAAAUCAUUACAACUCGCUCACGUGCGACUGCUUUGGGACCCUCUACGAAGGAGAGUUUUGUGAUAUUUAUGCUGCUACAGUAUUAACUCUUCGAGGAUCAUCCUACGUCUCCUACAGAGUGUACGACUGGAAAGACCGCGUCCACUCGUCAAUAAACCGCUUUUCAAUGCUCUUCAAGACCCGAUUCGACGACUCUGCCCUGUUCUACGCCGCUGGGGGCGAACACGAGCGCAUUGACCACUACAUCGCUGCUUCAAUUUACAACAACUCGGUGUACAUCGAGCUGGAUUUCGGGGCGCAGCCCAUGUCCCAAAUCCUGGGCCAAAGCGACGACUUCCAGCCGAACCAGUGGAACAACUUGACCAUAUUCCACGACCACGACAAGAUCCUCCUGAGCCUCAACCAGGAAAAAAUCUGGCUGAACCUCACCGGCUCCCCCAUGUUGUACAUCGACCCCGAGAUCUACAUCGGGGGCGGCCCCGAACUCCAGAAGAAAACCGGUCUUAAGUCCAAGAACAACUUCGCCGGAAGCCUCAAGUACGUCUUCUUCAACGACAUCUCCAUCAUCUACGAACUCAACAAGAACAACCCCAAAGUGCACUACAUCGGCAUCCUGCGGCCGGAGUACGAGGAAAUCGACGUGAAGGAAAUCCCAAUCACGUUCCCCUUCGCUUCGUCGCACAUCUGGUGGUUGAACAACUACAUCAACAACUUGUUCCUCACCUUCAACUUCAAAAGCAGCAGCAAUUUGAGCGUUUUGGCUUCAAGUGAAACCAAAACCAAAUUAUACUGGGAAGUGCGUGUAGUGAAUGACGAGGUGCGAUUUGAAUUGACCGACAUGGCCAAGAACACCACGCAUUUAAUCAGUGUGAAGAAGACGCCGAAAAUUUGGCAUUUCCUCAACCUGACUUACUUCAACGGCGAGGUCAUUCUGCGAGUUGACGAUAAAGAGAAACAGGAGAAGAUUGAGGACUUGAAUUUUGCGAUUGGGGAUAAGAUCAAGGUCGGGAGUGGCUCCAGGUCCAACACUGGGCUUGUGGGCUGCAUGAGGGACAUCACAGUCAAUGGAGCUAGUUUAGAACCCAGGUCUGUGUUACAGUCCGAACGAGUUGUAGGUGAGGUGACUUUGGACGACUGCAAGUUUGUAGACCCGUGUUUGCGCCCAAAUACGUGCGAACACGGCGGGAAAUGUUCCGUUAAGGAGGAUAAGCUCAUUUGUGACUGCACUGACAGCGGUUACACCGGGAAAAAUUGCCACUUUGCGCAGUACCGGAAAACAUGCGAGGAACUGGCUUUGCUAGGAUACACGAAACCUGACGUUUAUUUGAUUGAUAUUGACGGUAACGGGAAGUUUCCUCCAGCUCACGUCCGCUGUGAGUUCCAGAGUAUCGAAGAGUCGACCAAGACCAUAGUGGAACACAACCUCCCGAGUCAGAUCGAUGUGAGGUCGCCUUCUGAGAGCGAUUUCAGCUUCACUAUUAAAUACCGGGAGUUUACGCCAAACAUGCUACAAGAGCUAGUCUCACACUCGUUGAACUGUAGCCAAUACAUACGGUACGACUGUUUCAAGGCGCCACUGGGGUUACACUCGGCCACCUGGUUUAUAAGUUCGGCCAACGAAACUGUCGAUUUUAUCGGAGAUGUUAAACGAGGGACGUGCCCUUGUUCCAUUGGGAAAAAGUGUGAGAACCCUUCACAGUGGUGCAACUGUGAUGACGCUGCUGACGAUAAAUGGAACACAGAUGAUGGGUAUUAUACUACAGCCAAAAGUCUGGGCAUAACUCAAAUGGUGUUUUUGCAACCACCUGACCUACCAAAUGAAGCCCUGGGUAGGGUAACUUUAGGGCCCUUGGAGUGUGUUGAAACUAACACUCAAAGGUAUGUGGUUACCUUUACUACAAGUCAGUCGUAUAUUGAGGUGCCAGGCUGGAGGAAAGGGGACUUGGCUUUCUCCUUCAGGACUACCGGCAAAAAGGCCAUUCUGUUAUAUCAGCCCCCGAUAAGACCCAAUUAUCCCAGCUUUAUGAUUGCUUUAACAAGCGAUUCCCAGCUGACGUUCAACUUCACUCUGAACACGGGCGUUUCAAAGGAGUUGGUGAUCAUCUCCGACCGGAAAUUAAACGGCGGGGAGUGGCACAAGUUAUGGAUUGAUUACAACAAGUACCAUGUGCGACUUAUGAUCAACGAGGACCAAGAAAUGGAUGAUUUGAAGCCGGAAGAAGAGUUUGGGCCGUUUGAAGGGUCAAUGUUUAUCGGGGGUGCACCAACCAAUUUGCUAGAUCCCAAAACUUCGGUCCACCAGGGCCUAAUAGGUUGUUUCAGAGGUCUGGUGGUGAACGAGGAAAUUCUGGAUAUUUACAGCUACAUGAGCGUACAUUUGAGUGAAAUUAUCAAAGAUUGCAAGCCCUCCUGUGUGCCCAACCCGUGCCAAAAUGGGGCGCAAUGUAAGGAGUUGUGGAGCACUUUUGAGUGCAUUUGCCCGAAUCCGUGGGCCUAUAAGGGGAUUUAUUGCGAAACGAAUAUUAACGUAAACGCGCUAACUUUUACAAAACCGGAAUCGUUUCUGCGUCGCAAUUACUUAAACACGGAAGACGAGAACGACAAACUGGCCCUUAAGAAAAUAUUCGAGGAACAAAUCCUAAUAAACCUUCGAACCUACGACGAACUAGCCUUAAUUUUUUACGCUAACGACCAUUUGAACAACUUCGUCCAUUUAUUCAUCUGCAACGGCACCCAAGUGGUGUUCUUAUUCAACUUCGGGAGUGAAAUCUACGACUUAUCAGUCGAACAUCCGGAGUUAAAUUCAAGUAAAUCGAUACAGAUUGCAAUCCAACGCGGAGAAAACAUGACCACAAUGUACGUCAAUGAAAACAACAACAGUAUCCCUAUCGGGGUCUCGCUCCUGGGGACGUACUCGAACAAGCCUUGGAUCAAUCCUGAGAAAGAGGUUUUGGCCCCGCAAAGGCCACCCGCGCCUCCCACUGAAUAUUUUCAAUUAAAUUUGGGCGGAUAUGACCCCGAAACUUUGUUAAAAGUGUCGGAGGAUCCGCCCAUUUUGCCCGGAUAUGUGGGGUGUAUGAGAGGCUUUCAAAUUGGACAAACGCUCAUAGAUCUUCCGUCGAAAGUUACGGAGGUUGAUGAAGGCGUCAAGGCGAACUGCAACAUGAAAUGUGAUGCACUUCCCUGCAAACAUGGGGGCAUCUGUAUUGAGAAUUUCCGAAAUCAGGAGCAUUCCUGCGACUGCGAACACACGAGUUAUUACGGGGAGUUUUGUUCGGAUGAAAAGGGGGCUGAUUUUAGUGGCGAGUCAAUUCUCUGGCGGGAAUAUAUCCUUAAUGGGUCCGUAGACCACGUUAAAAUUCAAUUGGCUUUCUCUAGCAUGGACAUAAGGCAGAAAAACACAGCUUUGUUGCUUUUGCAGACAGAGAACAAUCGAAGUUUUUAUUUCUUGAUAGGUUUGAGUCCUGAAGGAUAUUUGAUCAUACAAGAGGAUAGAGAAGGAGCGGUUUUUGCAGCUGUUGUUCAAAAUAAAAGUUUUAUUAAUGGGGCACGACAUUCGGUGUAUUAUCGGAGAGAUCACAACGAAUCCGAGUUGCUGGUCGAUCGAAAAAUAAUAGAAAUGCAUCAGAUUCCAGCACAGACUUUUACCAAUGUGCCAGAGUUGGGGGCCAAUGAGGUGCAAAUUGGCGGACAUAAUACGAAUGACCCAAGGUUUGCGAUAUACAAGGGCUACAGUGGAUGUCUGUCAAACAUAUUUAUUGAAGUUAACGAGCACGUAAUGAAACCUCUAGAAGAAUACAUGCUGUUCACAAAAACCGGCUCCGAAAAAGUCAACGUUUCGAACCCCCAUGGCGUCCGCAGCGCCCAGUGCAGCCCCCAUUUCGACGUCUUACACGAAAAAAACCCAGGAACCACCAAUCUCAACAUUAGUCAAGGUAAGGACAAAACAUGGGUGGAAGACGCACCCCAAAGAAUUGUUUACACAUCGGACGCGUCCACUGCAACCGAACAGGAAGAAGGAAUCGACAAAAUAGUCGUAGUUGUCCUUUCUGUCUUUUUCGUAUUCAUCAUCAUCUGCUGCAUUUACGAGCUGUAUCGCACGGACAAGGCCUACAAGAGGCGUAAAGAACUCGAAACAGACGCUAAUAUUUUAUGGUCGAAGGAACAAGCUGCCAAAAUGCAGGAAACACCAUUCGUGCAGGUGCCACCGGAAACUGUAACAAAGCCGCCAACGCAAAACGGCAAGUUGCCAAACGAAAUCUCAAACGGGAACACUAAUAAGGAUAAUGAGACAAUUGUGACAACGGCGGAAGUUGCGCCGGUUUUGGAAGAGGUUCCCACGAAACCUCUGAAAAGACAAGACAGUAAAAGAGACAGGAGAAUUAGCUUCAGAGACAGUGCGAGUGAAUUGGCCUGGGACACGCCUGAAGAAAGCUCCGAGCUCUUAAGCCCAAUGCAGGAGGAAGACGAGGAGGAAGAGCCCGAAUCAGCGCACAAACCCAUUUCUAACGGAAAUCACAAAAGUGUUAACGAUGUUAACGACGAGAUUAGUGAAGAAGAGCAAUUGAGAGCAAAGGCAUCCUUGGAAAAGCUUUUUAGGUUUGGUAAUGUCCCAAAACCCGUAUUCCUCAACGAUCACCAAAGAAAAUUUGCUAACCCCAUUAGUUACUUAGGAGGACCCAGAAUGGCUCCACGGAACCGUUGGAGUGUAGAAAGUGUGCUGUCCUUAGAUUAGUUGUAACAAAUUCUAACUGUAUUUAAAAAAUAAAAAAUCAUUUAAUAAACCACUUACAUCUCCA